Chanos chanos (milkfish) is the source of this 6698-nucleotide messenger RNA. RefSeq names its product ankyrin 1, erythrocytic a (gene ank1a). Gene Ontology annotation, biological process: signal transduction. Gene Ontology annotation, molecular function: protein binding. Lineage: Eukaryota; Metazoa; Chordata; Actinopteri; Gonorynchiformes; Chanidae. The transcript has 43 exons. The coding region runs from base 1 to 5979 and encodes 1992 amino acids. The record is from RefSeq and is a predicted model, not a curated record.
AUGGCACAGGCAGCCAAACAUCUGAGGAAGAACAAGGAUUUAGAGGCUCUAGCCGAACAGGAGAGGAAAGAGAAAGAGGAGGAGCAGUCCAGGAAGAGGAACCGCUCUCGGGAUAAAAAGCGCAAGGCUGAUGCUGCCACCAGUUUCCUUCGUGCUGCCCGCUCUGGGAAUCUGGACAAGGCUCUUGAUCACAUCAAGAAUGGGAUUGACAUCAAUACAGCCAAUCAGAAUGGGCUGAACGGGCUGCACCUGGCCUCCAAAGAGGGCCACGUCAAAAUGGUGCUUGAACUCCUGCACAACGGCAUUGUCCUGGAGACCACCACCAAGAAAGGGAACACUGCCCUCCAUAUUGCAGCACUGGCUGGACAGGAGCAGGUGGUCACAGAGCUGGUUAACUAUGGUGCCAACGUCAAUGCACAGUCCCAGAAGGGCUUCACCCCACUCUACAUGGCAGCACAAGAGAAUCAUCUGGAGGUUGUGAAGUUCCUCUUGGAAAAUGGAGCCAAUCAGAGCAUUCCAACAGAGGACGGCUUUACCCCUCUGGCGGUCGCGUUACAGCAGGGUCAUGAGAACGUGGUCGCUCUGCUCAUUAAUUACGGCACCAAGGGUAAAGUUCGCCUCCCUGCCCUGCACAUCGCAGCCCGCAACGAUGACACACGUACUGCCGCUGUCCUCCUGCAGAAUGACCCGAAUGCCGAUGUUCUCAGCAAGACAGGUUUCACGCCGCUGCACAUAGCUGCACACUAUGAGAACCUGAACGUCGCCCAACUGCUACUGAACAGAGGCGCAAAUGUUAACUUCACUCCCAAGAAUGGUAUCACACCACUCCACAUUGCUUCCAGAAGAGGGAACGUUAUCAUGGUUCGGCUCCUCCUGGACCGAGGGGCUACGAUUGAUGCUAAGACAAAAGAUGGGCUGACCCCACUUCACUGUGCCGCCAGAAAUGGCCAUGUACGGAUUAUUGAGAUCCUACUGGACCAAGGAGCUCCUAUUCAGGCCAAGACCAAAAAUGGACUGUCGCCAAUUCACAUGGCGGCUCAGGGAGAUCAUAUGGACUGCGUGAAACAGCUGCUGCAGUACAAUGCUGAGAUCGAUGACAUCACACUCGAUCACCUGACACCACUCCACGUGGCCGCACACUGUGGACACCACCGCAUGGCCAAAGUACUCCUGGACAAAGGAGCCAAACCCAACACCCGGGCACUGAAUGGCUUUACGCCACUCCACAUUGCCUGUAAAAAGAACCACAUACGUGUGAUGGACCUGCUCCUGAAACAUGCCGCCUCUCUGGAGGCUGUGACGGAGUCUGGCUUAACGCCUCUCCACGUGGCCUCAUUCAUGGGUCAUUUGAACAUAGUGAAGAUUCUGCUGCAGAAGGGAGCGUCUCCGAAUGCAUCUAAUGUGAAAGUGGAGACCCCACUGCACAUGGCCUCUCGGGCAGGCCAUUGUGAUGUGGCUGAGUUCCUGUUGCAGAAUUCAGCUCCAGUCGACGCCAAGGCCAAGGAUGACCAGACUCCCCUCCACUGUGCUGCACGCAUGGGUCACAACGAACUGGUCAAACUCCUGCUGGAACACAAGGCCAAUCCCAACUCCACCACCACAGCUGGACACACGCCGCUCCACAUCGCUGCACGCGAGGGACACACCAACACCGCACGCAUCCUGCUGGACAUGAAUGCUCAGCAGACCAAAAUGACCAAGAAAGGCUUCACUCCCCUCCAUGUAGCAGCCAAGUAUGGAAAGGUGGAUGUGGCAGAGUUGCUCCUGGAGAGAGGGGCCAACCCCAAUGCUGCGGGCAAGAAUGGCCUCACUCCCCUACACGUGGCUGUCCAUCACAACAACCUGGACGUUGUUGACCUACUGGUCAGCAAAGGAAGCUCCCCCCACAGCGCCGCCAGAAAUGGAUACACUCCCCUCCACAUUGCAUCUAAGCAGAAUCAAGUGGAGGUGGCCAAUAUCCUACUGCAGCACGGGGCGUCGGCCAACACCGAGUCUUUACAGGGGGUCACGCCCCUGCACCUGGCCUCGCAGGAGGGCCGCCCCGACAUGGUGUCCCUGCUCAUCUCCAAACAGGCCAAUGUCAACCUGGGUAACAAGAGUGGACUCACCCCACUUCACCUGGUGGCUCAGGAAGGUCACGUGGCUAUAGCUGACAUCCUGGUGAAGCAGGGGGCAUCGGUGUAUGCAGCCACCCGGAUGGGCUACACACCUCUGCACAUAGCAUGUCACUAUGGUAACAUUAAAAUGGUGAAGUUCCUCUUGCAGCAGCAGGCCAACGUGAACAGCAAGACGAGGCUGGGGUACACACCUCUCCACCAGGCUGCCCAGCAAGGCCACACUGACAUUGUGACAUUGCUACUGAAGCAUGGAGCUCAGCCGAACGAAACUACCACAAAUGGCACCUCUGCCCUGGCUAUCGCAAAACGUCUGGGAUACAUUUCUGUCAUCGACGUCCUAAAACUUGUCACUGAGGAAACAGUAACCAUGACCACAACAGAAAAACAUCGAAUGAGUUUUCCAGAGACAGUAGAUGAGAUCUUGGAUGUUUCCGAGGAUGAAGCUAUCGCACAGCUAACGAUAGGUGAGGAGCUGCUGGGGACAGAGGGCGCCAGGUAUAUGAAGAUGGAUGACUUGAAAAGCCAUGAUGAGGAUUUCCUCUCCCCACAGAAAGCUAUAGAGUACGGCAGCAGGAUGAGAGAAAUAUUGAAUUAUUCCCCUGCUAUCCCGAGGAUUCCUUGUGUCUCUCCAGAGACUGUUAUCCUGAAAGAGCAUGAGAUUGAGCAGCACACUCCAAUCCCCCUGCAAAAGGAGUAUGAUGAGGACUCUCUGAUCCCUAGUAGCCCGGCCACAGAAACCUCUGACAACGUCAGCCCAGUAGCCAGCCCUAUCCACACUGGGUUCUUGGUAAGUUUUAUGGUGGAUGCUCGCGGUGGCUCCAUGAGAGGGAGUCGGCACAAUGGUCUGAGAGUCAUAAUCCCUCCACGUACUUGUGCCGCACCUACAAGGAUUACCUGCCGCCUUGUCAAACCACAGAAACUUACCACCCCGCCUCCACUGGUAGAGGGGGAGGGGCUUGCCAGCCGUAUCAUCUCUCUCGGGCCCGCGGGCAUGCAGUUUCUAGGACCAGUGAUUGUGGAGAUUCCUCAUUUUGCUGCACUUGGUCGUGGAGACCGGGAACUAGUGGUCUUAAGGAGUGAGAAUGGAUCUGUGUGGAAAGAACAUCGUAACCGAUAUGGUGAUGAGGUUUUGGAGACCAUCCUCAAUGGAAUGGAUGAAGAUCUCGAGAGCCAAGAGGAGCUGGGCAAGAAACGAAUUCGGCGCAUCAUUUCCACCGAUUUCCCCCUCUAUUUCGCUGUUGUCUCACGCAUACAGCAAGAGAGCGAUUUGAUAGGUCCUGAGGGCGGCCAACUGACAAGCAAACUCGUGCCUAUGGUCCAGGCUACCUUCCCUGAGACAGCCGUCACCAAGCGCGUCCGCCUGGGACUGCAGGCCCAGCCUGUCCCUGACGAGCUGGUAGCCAAACUCCUGGGUAACCAGGCCACCUUCAGUCCAGUGGUGACGGUGGAGCCACGGCGGCGCAAAUUCCAUCGACCUAUUGGCUUGAGAAUUCCCCUGCCCCCAUCCUGGAGGGAUAGUCCGAGGGACUCUGGUGAAGGAGACACGACCAGCCUCCGCCUGCUCUGCAGUGUGAUUGGUGGCACGGCCGCUGCCCAGUGGGAGGACAUCACUGGCACCACCAAGCUUAUCUAUGCUAAUGACUGUGCCAGCUUCACCACCAAUGUAUCUGCACGGUUCUGGCUUGCAGACUGUCCUCGGACCGCAGAGGCGGUGUCCUUCGCCAACCUCCUGUACCGUGAGCUGUCAGCUGUGCCCUACAUGGCCAAGUUUGUGGUGUUUGCAAAGAUGAACGAGCUGAGGGAGGGCAGGCUGCGCUGCUACUGCAUGACCGACGAUAAGAUGGACAAGACUCUGGAGCAACACGAGAACUUCACCGAGGUGGCCCGCAGCAGGGACAUAGAGGUAAUGGAAGGUAUGCCACUGCACUUGGAAUGUUCUGGAAAUUUGGUCCCCAUGAGGAAAGCUACACAGCAGCCUCGCUGCUUUAGUUUUCAGGCAUUCAGAGACAACAGGCUGCCCGUCUCUGUCAAGGUGAGAGACAGUAGUAAAGAACCUUCUGGAUUCUUGUCCUUCCUGCGCAAGUCCACUAAAUAUGAAGACAGCCAGCAUGUGUUGUGCAACCUCAACAUCACCAUGCCACCAUGUAUAAAGAUUGUAGGGAGUGAGGACCGGAGACGAACUCUAACCCCUUUGGCCCUGAGAGAGAGAUACAGUGCUCUGAAUGAGCCAGCCAUGGCAUCACUGAGUGCCAUGGAGAGGACAGAGAUAAAGAUGGCUUUAAUUGCUGAACAGCUGGGACUGAGCUGGGCUGAGCUGGCCCGAGAGCUGCAGUUCAGUGUGGAUGACAUUAAUAAGAUCCGUGUUGAGAAUCCGAACUCCCUCCUGGAGCAGAGUUCAGCACUACUCAAUUUAUGGGCCACCCGGGAGGGCAAGAGAGCUAAGAUGGAGAGUUUGUUCAUGGCUCUGAAAAGCAUUGACCGAAUGGACAUUGUGAACAUGCUGGAAGGCCAAGGACAGCAGACUGCUCGUCUGGGGACUCUCAGCCAUGAAACCUCAAGACACAAACACAAUGAUCAUGAUCACCUUCCACCUGGUAUGCCUAACGGUUACGGGCUGUUGCAGGAGGAGCUUCUCUCCCCGGCCUCAGUGCAGUACAGUCUGCCCUCGCCGCUGGGCAAUGAGCCCUACUGGCAGGAGGUGUCCAGCAUGGAGUGUGCGCCCAUCGCCACCACAGAAGAGGACACCCUGAUGGAGAUGUCAGAGGUGCAAGUGUGGCCUUCUGGCAACAGUCCCUCACUGGUGGCUGUGGAGGACUCCUCACUAGAGUGCAGCAAUGCUGACGAUUCAGAAGGUCUACUCUACGGGAGCCUGGGCCGACCGGGCAGCAUCGGUCCCAGUGGAGGAAAUCAAGAAGUGGGUCAGGGAGUAUUGAGUGGCUCCAUAGAGCUUCUAGAUGAUCAGUCCAUAGGGGCUGACUCAGAGAACAGCGCUGCCACACCGGGCACGGGCCGAGGGGUCAACAUCAAUGGGCUGGGCAGAGGUCGUGAGGUGGAGGUCUUGGAGAAGGCAGGAGAGGUGGCAGGCUCGGUGGGUGGCGGCAUGUCGGGAGGAACUGAUGGUGAGUCUGGAGGAGGAGGAGGUGAAGGUGGACAAGGCUCAGAAGAAGGCCUCUCUGUCGUUACAGGGCAACAGCGCGUGUAUGCCCGGAUGAGUGAUUCUCCUGGGUUGAGUCGACUGAGUGAUCAUAACGGAGACAGAUCGGGCAAUGGUUCCUUCUUGUCUUAUCUGCCAGAUCAGACAGGUUGGCAUUCUGUCCAAGACCACACCCAGGUCUGGGUGGGGAACUCUCAGCAGUCCCUGCAAAGACAAGCCAUGGAUACUAUGAUGUCAUCAAUGCGUACUGCAGUAGAAGGAGACUCCGGCCAAUCCCACAUGUCCCAGGAGGCUUUGCUUCAGCCAGUUCGAGACAUGGGGCACUCAGAGAUCCUAAGAGGGCAUUUUCGGGGCACUCAACCCUUUGAGAAGGGCCUUGGUUUCCCACACAGAGUACCUGAACUGCAUGGCUGGGACGAGAUGCAUCUCCGAGGACAGGGCGAUGAGGCUGAGGAUCUUCCUGGGGAGCAAGUGAGCGAGGAGCAGUUUACAGACGAGCAUGGCAACAUCGUCACCAAGAAGAUCGUGAGGAAGGUGGUUCGACGGGGAAAAGGUGAAGAGGGGGGUCAGGAGGUCAUCACUGAGGGAUCUCAGCAGGAUGUCUCUGAGUUGGACGUUGAUGGAGAGCAGUUGAUGAGCUACGCUGUCCUGGGCCGUGAGAGCAAGGACUUGUCAACCACACCCAAACCCUCUCUCAUAGACACAUGACUGGGAGUGAGUGUGGAGGAAUGAAUGAAGCUAAACCAGAACACUGAACAUUACAAAUGGACACUGUCUCCAUGACUACGCUCACAAUUACACAACAGCACCUGAAUGCAGUGGGGAAAAUGGAUUUUCUUAUCUUUUUUUUGUAAAAGAACCAAACAGAAAAGAAAAGAAAGGAAAAAAAAACUUUAACAACACAUACCAAGAACUAGGUUAGAGGCAUGAUGAUUUCAUAUAAAACAAACCCAAACCUAGAAGAAAACCAAAAAAAAGAAAAAAAAAAAAAGCAUCCAAAAAGUGCUUCCUUGUAACCUCUGUGUGAGCAUGUGAGAGUGCUGUUGCAUGGCUCGCCUUUAUCUGCAGCACUCACUGCGAUGGACUCAGGCAUCUCCCAGCCAAGUAGAAAGACUGUCAAACCAGGAUGUGACGUAGGGUGUCCGGGGCAACCAGAGUACUGAGAAAAGCCCUGUUUUUCUGGAAGGUACUUUGUAAAAGGAGAUGUGAAAAGAUGCCGUAUAUAAUCCAGUUAAGCAACAGUUUCCCCCUCACACCCCUACAGAUUAGAGUCUUCCGACAGCAAGUGCUAUGGAAUAGAUUGGAAUCUGCUUCUUUCCUGAGAUAAUCUCUCUUGGGACACUGUUCUCUCUCAAGUAGUGGCAUUGUACAUAGUUUAUGCACACAAAUGCUACGUGAAUGUGUGUUCCAUGUUUCCGUGUUUUAUG